CAUGUCGACUAAUGAUAAGAAGCUUAGAUGGUGGGAACUCUCUGACGAUGCUUCAAAAGAUAGAUAUCGCCAGGAUAUUCUACUUCAGAAAAAAUUUUCUUGUGUUGAAAAAGAGAAAAAGAUGUGCUGUAGUGUUUUAGAUUCGGAGAAAAGAACCUUUAAAAGUGAGAUGCAAAGAGUUCUACCUAAGACAAAUAAAUGCAACUUUUUAAGUGUUAUUGCAAAGAAACUAGAAUACGAAAGACAACAACAGACUACUGAGAAAGUUCAAGCUUUUUGCGGACACGAAUUUAAGCGUUCAAACACGGACUAUUCGGAAGCAGAGGAUGUUGUUCAAUCGAGAGAAUGUCAUAUGUCGAACUGGGAACGUUUGAGUACUCCUAUUAAGAAAAAUAGGUGUAAAACUGUUAGAUUACGACUAGAAAUGGAAUUGAACAACAAACCAUUGACUUCUUUGAGCAGACCAAAGUCAUUUCCAUCUCUAUUAAAUCUACCAAAAAAAGACUUGAAUAGUUCAUUCAACAGUCCAAAUCGUUACCACUAA
Dimorphilus gyrociliatus is the source of this 544-nucleotide messenger RNA. NCBI's taxonomy places the organism in Eukaryota, Metazoa, Annelida, Polychaeta, Dinophilidae. The record is from the annotation of a GenBank genome assembly.